AUGAAUAGAUUAUUUGGAACUAAGAACACGGCACCUAAACCGUCAUUAAAUGAUGCGAUCAAAGGUAUAGACGAAAGAGUAGGAUCAUUAGAUGUCAAACUAAGCAAGAUAAAUUCAGAGUUAUCCACAUACCAACAAAAGAUAAGUAGAAUGAGAGACGGACCAGGUAAAUCAGCACUUAAACAAAAGGCAAUCAAAUUAUUAAGACAAAGAAAGCAAAUAGAAGCUCAAAAGGAUCAAUUAGAGAACCAAUCUUGGAAUAUGACUCAAGCUUCAAUGACUACCGAUAAUUUACAAAAUACUAUGGUUACUAUUAAUGCUAUGAAGACAGCCAAUAAACAAUUAAAACAAACAUAUGGGAAGAUUGAUAUAGAUGAAUUAGAAAAUCUUCAGGAUGAAAUGUUGGAUUUAAUUGAUAAAUCAAAUGAAUUACAAGAAGCACUUCUGACUAGCUAUGAUGUACCGGAUGAUAUCAGUGAGCUGGAGCUCGAUGCUGAAUUAGAAGCUCUUGGAGAAGAAAUCGAUUUUGAAAAUGAAAUGGCAGAAAGUGGUAUUAGUGCUCCUAGUUAUUUGAAUGAUGCUGAACCUGCUGGUGCAGAUAAAUUACCUACAUUUAUUGACGAACAACCAGAAGAAGCCGAAAAGAUUGCAAAUUAA
Molecule: messenger RNA, 657 nt
Organism: Candida tropicalis MYA-3404
Lineage: Eukaryota; Fungi; Ascomycota; Pichiomycetes; Serinales; Debaryomycetaceae
Gene: CTA1
Product: Cta1p
Exons: 1
Coding region: 1-657 (218 amino acids)
Biological process (GO): late endosome to vacuole transport via multivesicular body sorting pathway; vesicle budding from membrane
Cellular component (GO): multivesicular body
Source: RefSeq, a predicted model, not a curated record